UUAGUAUAUGUUAUGUUAUGUGUUAUCGAUAACUCCACUGCCCGCAAGCUGUUGUUUUUAUUUACAAUUUAUUAAUAAUAACAAUUAACCAUAAGUCAAUUGGCUCGCCAAACAUGGCCGACGACCCAGAGAGCUCUUUGGACCGACCCACAGAUGACAGCGAAUCCAGCAAACCGGAGAAUAUGUUCACCCUGAAAAAAUGGAACGCUGUGGCUAUGUGGAGCUGGGACGUGGAGUGCGACAUUUGUGCCAUUUGCCGUGUCCAAGUAAUGGAACAACUCCAUUGUGCGUGACUGCUCCCGUUACCACCAGUUCAAUCCCAGCAAAUCAAACAACAGAUUACACAGGCAAUCGGAGAUCAUUGGCUGGGGGGGAUUCAAAUAGAUGAAAACAUUUCUAGAUCUGUCUGGUAUCAGUCAGGCAUCCGGCGAAUGUACCGCUUGCCAUCAUCUCCCUCCUAAUGGGAAUCCGAUAAGCAACGAACACCGAAUCGAAGCGAGGCCCAUGUAAUGCUUCGCCUCCUUAUCUGCAUCUGUACGUUGAGCGUCAGCAGCCAAGCCAAAUGUCUGUGCUUGUCUAUAAAAAUAUCAAAUGAAAUUGUCAAUUAUAAAAUACA
Messenger RNA from Drosophila obscura, 616 nucleotides. RefSeq names its product RING-box protein 2 (gene Roc2). Gene Ontology annotation, molecular function: cullin family protein binding; zinc ion binding; ubiquitin protein ligase activity. Gene Ontology annotation, cellular component: anaphase-promoting complex; Cul5-RING ubiquitin ligase complex; nucleus. The coding region runs from base 114 to 293 and encodes 59 amino acids. Gene Ontology annotation, biological process: protein ubiquitination; anaphase-promoting complex-dependent catabolic process. Lineage: Eukaryota; Metazoa; Arthropoda; Insecta; Diptera; Drosophilidae. The transcript is spliced from 2 exons. The record is from RefSeq and is a predicted model, not a curated record.